GCAGAAUCUCGUUGUUUUGUUUUGGACAUCCAACUUCUGGUUUGCAUCUGGUGUUGUUUUCGUUUCGUUUGUUCGGUGUUGCACACCAUCAUCUUCGCUCGUGAUAGGUGCACGCUCCGAGUGAUCACACUCACAGUAGUCGGGCGGCACAACACAGUGCUGCUCGUGAUCAGCGGCCGCACUCGGCGCGGCGCGACGAUGUAUAUAUAUAGACCAUUCUCCCAUCGGUACCCUCUUCGGUGCAACGGUUGCAGCACGGUCAGCUCCACAUCGCGUCCACUGCGCUAAUGCAUCGCCAAGGUGUUAGAGCAUCGGGCGAUCCAGCAAAGCGUCUCCGAGCGUCCGGCACCGAUGGUGGGUGACGGUGGUGAUCUGUAUCCGGGAUGGUCGCGAGGUCGUGAACGUGAUCGCGGGUGGAGAUAGCAGCGUAACCGAACUCUCUGGCCCUGCCGCUGUAUCGGCCGGUUCGUGUUCGGGUUCGGGUUCACCGGCGACCUUUGAGACGACGGACCAACCGACGGCCCCUUCGACCGGGCAUAUACCCAACAAAAUCGUCAGCUAGCAGCACUGCUACGUCCUUACAUAACCUGCAACGCUUCGCAACAUACACGGCAGAAUGUUGACGGUGCAGCAGCGUAGGAUCGUUAGGCUGCGGACGUCCCGGUUUUUCGCUCCCGACCCGAAAAAGAAAACGCAACGCGGUGUGCAUCACGUGAACCGGUGGUGACGUAAGCGUCGGCGGUCCUCAAGUUUCAAAGUUCAAAUACCAAUAUCCCAGAAAUCCUCCCGAAAAGAAAAAACAAACUAUUACAAGCAGUUACAGUGCAGUGGUGGAGAAACGUUGGAUGGAGUACGUACCUGGUCACCGUGUGUAAUGUUGUGUUGACACCGGCGCUCGACCAGCCGAUCCUAGCGAUAACGUUCGAAUAAAACCAACCAAGUACGAGCUCAGGAACGUCAGGAUGGACUUCCUGCUCGGUGGGUGUGCGGCUACCUGUGCCGGCUUCUUUAGCAACCCGUUCGAUGUGAUCAAGACGCGCCAGCAACUUCACGGUGAGUUGCUAGGGCGCACCGGACCGACGGGACCUGGGCCGGCCGGGUCCAACACCACCACCACCUCCGGAACCAAUCCGUACAGCUCCGUGAUACGUUCGUUCCGGUCGAUCCUCCGUUCGGAAGGUGUGCUUGGGUUGCAGAAGGGUUUGGUGUCCGCCCUUGCCUUCCAGUUCGCAAUGAACAGUGUCCGGUUGGGUAUCUACCAGACGGCAGAGAACUGCGAGUGGACGCGCGGUGACACACAGGCCACGACCCUGCUUCGCUCGAUGGCUUGGGGUGGGUUGAGCGGUGUCGUUGGGUCCACCAUUGCCUGCCCACUGUACAUGGUGAAGACACAGAUCCAGGCCCGUUCGCACGGGAAGUAUGCGGUCGGGUAUCAGCAUCGGCACACCAGCACACUGGACGCACUGACCGGGAUCUAUAGGACGCACGGGAUCCGUGGACUGUGGCGCGGUUAUCCCGGCAUCGUGACACGUACGGCCGUCGGUUCCUCGGCCCAGCUUGCUACCUUCUCCACCUGCAAGGACCUGUUCGCACAGUUCGAUUGGGCCCGGGAGUCGGUGGCGAUCACCGCGUUCGCGGCGAGCAUGGUGAGCGGAUUCUUCACGUGCGUGUUCAUGUCACCGUUCGAUGUGAUUGCGACGCGACUCUUCAAUCAAGGUGUUGAUGCGCAAGGACGAGGCCUUCUCUACCGGAGCGUGGUGGACUGCUUUACGAAAACGUUGCGUGCCGAAGGUUUGCACGGGCUGUACAAAGGGUUCGUGCCGAACUACUGGCGUAUCGCACCGCACACCAUCCUGAAUCUAACGUUCUGGGAUCAGUUUAAGGCGUGGCGAGAUCUCUACUACGGUUAGAACGGAUUCUCCUCUGGUGGAGAGGACGGACUCGCCAUUUUUUUUUUAGCGAUUGAUUCUUUUCUUUUAUUACUACUACCCUUGUAUUAUUCACGCGCAACAUCAUAUGCUACACUGUACUACUUAAAGAUAGAGGCUUCGAAAAUCGGAAAUAAAAAAACGAAUGAAACUACAACAGCGAA
Molecule: messenger RNA, 2092 nt
Organism: Anopheles stephensi (Asian malaria mosquito)
Lineage: Eukaryota; Metazoa; Arthropoda; Insecta; Diptera; Culicidae
Product: solute carrier family 25 member 35-like
Exons: 2
Coding region: 963-1910 (315 amino acids)
Biological process (GO): transmembrane transport
Source: RefSeq, a predicted model, not a curated record